Sinocyclocheilus anshuiensis is the source of this 2575-nucleotide messenger RNA. Its product is annotated as mediator of RNA polymerase II transcription subunit 26-like. The record is from RefSeq and is a predicted model, not a curated record. Gene Ontology annotation, cellular component: mediator complex; nucleus; core mediator complex. Gene Ontology annotation, biological process: positive regulation of gene expression; regulation of transcription by RNA polymerase II. The transcript has 3 exons. The coding region runs from base 490 to 2196 and encodes 568 amino acids. Gene Ontology annotation, molecular function: transcription coregulator activity. NCBI's taxonomy places the organism in Eukaryota, Metazoa, Chordata, Actinopteri, Cypriniformes, Cyprinidae.
GCUUUGGAGCAGAUUUAAAGAAUUCUCUGCUCGUUUAUCGCUUUUUGUAAGUUUAACAGUAUCGCUAAUGUCGCCAGUGAACACUGUCUGUUGUUUCCGGCUUAUACACGGCAUAUCUUGGCUAAUAUGAGCUCGGUAUAUGUGGUUAGCUGACACAGUGGCAUUAGCAAAGCGCUAGCAGACGAAUUCAUGCUGAGAGCAUUGAGUUAGCUUGAUUCUGUAUCACCAAGAGAGAUGAAACCUUUGUCGAUGCCUUCAAACAGUCGUAGAUGUGUGGUCUUGGCUGUCCCGAAUGUGUGUGAACUAACCUGAGCACACAGCUGGUAGCUGUUCCGGCUACGUUGCCGUGCUAACUGGGGACGCAGAGCUAACCAACUGUCUGACUGGAAAAUGUGACAGCCACAUCUAAUCUUGUACUAGGCUAACAAUUGCUAUCACAAUAAUAUUCCCAACUUUAAGGUUCUAGCGAGUGUCUUCACCGGAGACUUUAUGAUCUGUAACAUGGUUGCAGUUCUUGAUGUUAUCACCAGUUUGGAGAAAUACCCUAUCACCAAAGAAGCACUUGAGGAAACCCGCUUGGGAAAGCUGAUUAACGAUGUGAGAAAGAAAACAAAGGAUGAGGACCUUGCCAAACGUGCCAAGAAACUCCUGCGGAACUGGCAGAAGCUGAUUGAGCCCGGCCAAAGUGACACUCCGGUGAGAGGAGUGCCAAAUGUUCCGGGUUCUGCCAAUGGCGGUGCUCAUCCCUGCCGGACAGACACGCCUCCAGCGGUCCCCCCUCCAAGCAAGGUUGCUCCUGAGCUCAAAACCAGGAAUGACAUCCAUAACACAUACUCCCCAAAGGCAGAGAAAUCCAGCAGCCGAAAGCGGCGGGGGGAGCAAAGGGAUAGUCCGCAUCUGCCGGCCAAAAUGACAAAGGCAUCCUUUUACGAGCCAAUGUAUUCCUCUUCCCCACCAUCAAAUGGAAUUAGGGGGAGCCCCGAUCCACUCCCGGAUAAAGAUGAUGAUGUACCAUCUGACAGAAUCCGCAUGGAACACCUUGAGAAUGACAGGCACAACAAAAUCCCUGUCAACGCUGUGAAGCCUCAUCCGAGCUCUCCGGGGCUUACCAAACUACCUAGCACUUCCUCCUUACUCAAAACGUCAGUGUUACAGCAGCAGGCGAGAAUGGAUGGAGGUGGGCAGCAUCAGCCCAAAAGCCCUCGGUACUCCUCGAGUCCACGCAGCAUAAUGCAUGAGACGAUGGCAAAGAGGUCUUCAGCAUAUGCACCAAAAGGGAUUCUCUCGAGCCCGUCACAGAAUUCAGCCCAAGUGCCCUCGCCUUUGCCCACACUGCAGCCUUUAAUGUCACCGGCCCAGGUGUGCAUCGGCGAUGGUCCGUCAUCUGUGGGGCUGGAAGGCUCGAUGCACUUGCACAGAUCUACGGAUACACUCUUCCAGCCCCCACACAGCACUGCGACACUGGAGCCGCUCUCUGGCUCCCCGCUCUCCACACAUGGCUUGGAGGGCAUGGAGACUAAGGGGGAGCGGGGUAGAGCGACCUCCAACUCGGAAGGCAAAAAGCGGAAGAAAUACAGACCCAGAGACUACACAGUAAAUCUUCAGGGGCAGUCUGCGGAGGACAGGACCAAACCCGUGCGGUUAAAAGAGCGUAGGUUGACGUUCGACCCGGUGACCGGACAGAUUAAGCCCCUCACUCCAAAAGAAUCCCACCACGAGGCAGAGUGCCAAGGCCCGCCAAUCGCAGAGCCUUCGGUGAGGACUGAGAUGCCUCAGCAAAAGACACCUACGUCGGUUCCCAACCCCUUUCAACAGACAAACUGGAAAGAGCUGUCCAGAAAUGAAAUAAUUCAAUCGUACCUUAACCUUCAGAGCAAUGUCCUCACAUCCUCUGGAGCACAGACCCACGGGGCGCACUUUUUCAUGACUGAAUAUUUGAAGCGAGAGGAACACGACGUCAAAGAGACCCAAAAAAUGCAUGUUUUAGUACCGAGCAGCUCCCCGACAGAACUACCCGGGGUGACUCGGGACGUAACGAACGAGGACCUUCUCAGAAUACAUAAGGAACACUGGCCGGGGGUGAACGGUUGUUAUGACACCAAGGGAGCCUGGUUUGAUUGGACAGAGUGUAUAUCGUUGGAUCUUCAUGACGAUGAGAGUAAAUUGAACAUCCUGCCAUAUGUUUGCCUAGACUGAGAGAACAGGGCUUGGAAAAGUUUUCAAUGUUCCCACUGUGAGUCGUAGGAGAUCGAACCGACUCUCCUUGUCACUCUGUACUAGGUUCAUCUUACAGGUGUAAAGAACGAACCAACGGCGGUUGUUCCGAGUUCAGUUUUCCACAAGAAGGAGCUGAAGUGAUGUCCUGUUUGUGAUGUGCUGCUACCAACAAGAAUUUGCAAACAAGGGUUGUAUAUAAUGGCUCGCAGGGAUUUAACUGGGCCAGUUCUUGCACAACGUGUGAAUAGGAGGGUCUGAGCAAGCAUUGAGCAGUACAGAUAUGUUUAAAAGCAAGUCGAGAACAUUUUUUGGCAGUUACAAAAAGCUUUAUGUGACAAAGAAUAAAUUAUAAAAGUUU